Messenger RNA from Postia placenta MAD-698-R-SB12, 1422 nucleotides. RefSeq lists its product as hypothetical. The annotation marks the transcript as partial. The record is from RefSeq and is a predicted model, not a curated record. Gene Ontology annotation, molecular function: protein binding. NCBI's taxonomy places the organism in Eukaryota, Fungi, Basidiomycota, Agaricomycetes, Polyporales, Adustoporiaceae. The transcript is spliced from 8 exons. Gene Ontology annotation, cellular component: nucleolus. Gene Ontology annotation, biological process: ribosomal large subunit assembly.
CCAGCGCGCCACCGCUCCCUCUCCCCCGCCCAAGCCCGCCGUGCGAAGCUGUUUUCUGACAUUCGGUGGCCGCGCUCUUACACUGUAGAGGCUAUAUGCGCUAUUCCUCACCCAGUCCCCACUCACUGUCUCGCAGCCUCCGCUUGCAUGACCCACCUGCUGACCGGGUCUCAGGACGGAUAUGUUCGCGACUACGAUAUCUUUGCCGCCGUUAACGGCAAGGUUUUCCUCACAGCGCCACAGCGCCACCAUUGUGGUGUGAUGGAGGGCCUCAUGAAGGGAGGGCAAAUCAGGUGCUGGUGGGAGAACCCGCUUGAAGUACCCAUCCCUGGGGCGGAGGACGUCUCUUUGUCUCCGGUCUAUAGCCUGGCAAUGCACUCGGAUGCCCUCUGGGCCCUUGCCGGCUCUGACCAAGGGAAUGUCAACCUAUAUACUGUCCGGCAUGACCCCGGCAGGUUGAUCCACAUCAUGAAGGGUCACCGUGGUUCCGUGUCAGGCCUUGCCUUGCAGCACGACGAGAUGGGCUACUUCAGCGCUGGCUGGGAUGGCGAUGCUAUACAAUGGGAUCUCAACACCGGUCAGAUGGUGAGGAAGUUCACAGCGCAUGGGUCGCAGCUCACCUCGAUUGGCGUACGACCGCUCCAGGCCCCAAACGCCCAGCAUGUCCAGCCACAGCUCUAUCCCAUGCCAAAUGCACAGGACGACGAUAUUAAGUCUGAAACAUCUUACGACCCGCUUUUCGACGAGCCAGACGCUGACGGUGAGCCGGACGCCGACGAUAACCCGCCGCCUACCAUUCUGCAUCAUGCCGUCGCUCCAAAGGGCGCGCCGCCGGUCCUGGACCCUCUAACAUACAUGACAUUCUCGCCGGACGUGAUCAUGACAGCGUCCAUCGACGGGCAGAUCAUCCUCUGGGAUGUGCGUGUGCACGCGCAAGGCACGGGCGUUGGCCGCCUGUGGAUGAGCGAAAAGACGCCGCCGUGGUGCAUGUCGGCGUGCUGGUCUGCGGACGGCGCGCAGAUCUACGCGGGUCGCCGUAACGGCACAGUCGAGAUCUACGACGUGCGGCAGACGGGGCGUGCGGCGUCUGGGACGCCGAAGAUCCUUAAGACACUGCGGAAUCCUGUCAGCUCGGGCGUCGUCUCGUGUGUCGUCGCGUUCCCCGAUGGGCGGCAUCUUGCGUGCGCUUCACACGACAAUAUCCGGUUGUGGAACGUCGCGGAAGCGGGCGAACCGGAAGUGUCGGGUAGAAUCAAGAGCGGGGUCCAGUUCAAGAUCAUCCCUGGGCACCAUGGAGGAUUUAUAUCCCAAAUGCUCGUCGACCCUGCCGCAAGGUUUCUGGUCACUGCAAGCAGUAACCGAGGGUGGCACGGUGAAUCCACACGGACAAUAUUUGUACAUGAAGUCAAGCAUUUGAGAUGA